UACCCUUUCAUACACAUAGAAGGCUACAACUCUCUUAUUGACCAACAAAGCUACAACUUUCUCAUUGACUUUGAGUUUGACUUUGAGUCUCGCUUCGGUGAGGCUUUAGCAACAGCUCCGCUUGUACUUCUGAUCUUCUUAGUACACUUGGUUAAUAUGGACAGUUCUGAAGCACGUCUCGAUAGAAUUGAAUCACAGUGGUCAACAGAUACUUACGAGAAGCACUGGAUACAAAGAUACAAUCCCAUAAGUAUGAUAAUGAGGGGAAUCUGUUACGUUUGCAUACUCUGUUGUUCACUAGUAUGUUCCGAAGCAGGAGAAGACACUGAAUCUGUGCCAGAAUUCCUUACCGGCAUCAUAUUUUCAGAUCUUUUCUACCCUCCAAAUGAAUAUGUACAGAUGAAUCCGGAGAUCUUUACUGCAGUAAGUGCAGGGAAGAAAGAUUGCCUGGCGACGUUAAAUAUCAGCGGUUCGCAAAUAGCACAUCUCAAGGACGAUCAAGGAAAUUCUGUUCUUCACCUAGCUGCGACUUGGGGUAAUCUUGAACUAGUGCAAGCCUUUGUCUCUGAAUGCCCAUCUCUUCUACUAAGGCCAAACUCAAAGGACCAGCUUCCGCUUCAUGUCGCUGCUCAUGCUGGCCAAUUAGCUGUUGUUAAGGCUCUUAAUGAAACAAUAUCAUUUGUCACAGAUAAACUGUCUGCUGAAGAUGAGAAGGAGAGACUAAAAUUACAUGUUGUCAAGGAUAAAGAAGGAAAUACACCUCUGCACUUAGCCUUAAAAGGCGGCCAUGUUAAAACAGCUGCUUGUCUAGUGAAAGCAAACGGACGGGCUUCAUUUCUUGCGGAUAAAGAUGGAAUAUCUCCUUUGUAUAUGGCUGUGAGAAUUGGUAAUUUAUUCCUUGUCAACAAAAUGCUGAAUUGUACAAACGAAAAUGGAAAAUUUUCGGAGUUGGAAGGAAAAAAAUUUCUUGCACACGCAGCUUUGAAGGCCAGGAAUACAGAUAUCCUUGAUGUCAUUCUUAAAGAGGAUUCGAGUCUUGAGGACGAGCUUGAUGGAGAAGGAAGGUCAUGUCUUUCAGUUGGAGCAUUUAUAGGGUUCAAUAGAGGAGUGUGCUACCUGUUAAGCCGCUCAACAAAGAAUGUUUACGUCUGCAAUAACGAUGGAUCCUUUCCGAUCCACAUUGCUAUGAAGAGGCGACAAAUCUACCUUGUCUCUGCGAUUCUCGAACGUUGUCCAGAUUCAAAAUAUCUGCUUAACAGAAAAGGUCAGAACAUUCUUCACAUUGCGGCAAAUAGUGGAAAAAAUGGAUUUAUCCUUUUUAUCUAUCUUUUGGGAGCUGCUGCUCGUUCUAUAUUUCUCCGGGAUGGUGGGUUUAGUCGGUUGAUGGAGAAGCAAGACGUGGAUGGAAAUACACCUCUCCACCUUGCUACGAUGAACUGGCGCCCUCGUACUAUUUUUUGUCUCUUAUGUUAUUACAACCGAAAAUGCAUGGCCACACGAAAUAAUAGUGGUUUAACAGCUCUGGAUAUUGCCGAGUCAAAUAUGCAUCCAAACUACAUAUUCCGAGAGAGGGUGACACUGUUGGUGUUAUUAUACUUUUACGUAACAUCAAAAGGUCUUUUCACACGGAAGAUGUUCACUGAAAGGAUAACAAAACGAUCAGAUCCACCAGCUGGUGACAAAAACAAAGACUACGUCAACACUCUUCUAGUGGUGUCAACUCUUGUAGCAACCGUGACGUUUGCAGCUGGUUUUACAAUACCAGGUGGCUUUAACAGCUCCGGUCCUAACUCGGGCAGGGCAACUCUAGCCAGUGACCACAGACUUAUCUAUUUUAUUGUCUUUGACAUCCUAGCAAUGCAAAGCUCCAUAGUAACGAUAUCUAUGCUUAUCUGGGCGCAGUUGGCGGAUCCAUCUCUUGUUCACAGAUCUUUAAAUACUGUGACCUUGCCUCUACUGUUUUUCUCUCUACUCUGCAUGACUGUUGCAUUCUAUUGUGGCGUUUGGGUUGCAUUUGCUCAUGUUGAAGAGUUUGUGUUCUUACUCAACAUCACAUUUGGGAUUUUCCUCUUUCUAAUGCUAUUUCUCCUUGGCCCUCACGUAAUCAUACAAAUACCUGGCAUUCCAGCUCUAUUUGGUCCGUAUUUCCUGCUAUUUGUAUUAUUUAUUGAUGACGACCACCAUGAACAGGCUUCUGCUACAUAGGUUUCAACAAGGACCGCAUCCAGAGGAGAUAAAGUCCCUGGAAUAGAGCUUUUUUCUCAUUACACUGGGGUUGUUUGAUUCAGUACUCGUUAAAAUUUGACAUUUCUUUCUAUUUCCUUAUUUGAUGUGGUUUGAUUUGCUUGUA
Messenger RNA from Raphanus sativus (radish), 2350 nucleotides. Its product is annotated as protein ACCELERATED CELL DEATH 6. Bases 157 to 2205 code for a protein of 682 amino acids. Gene Ontology annotation, molecular function: protein phosphatase 1 binding; protein phosphatase regulator activity. The transcript is spliced from 4 exons. The record is from RefSeq and is a predicted model, not a curated record. Gene Ontology annotation, cellular component: plasma membrane. Lineage: Eukaryota; Viridiplantae; Streptophyta; Magnoliopsida; Brassicales; Brassicaceae.